CACAUUAACCCACAGCUUGAUUUUCCCAGUUUCUCCUUCGCCUGCUCGGCAGCACUUGCUUUCUCCUUCGCUGCCAGCCUUGCGAGUAGAGGUCCUCUGCACGUGGUGGCAUUUGUGCCGGCAGUGGCCACCCAAGUUUUCUCGGGUCCAGCAGCCGCUUCUGCUUGCUGCAAAGCACGGCAUGAUUGUGGAGACGGUCCUCUUCCAGUCUAGCAGCUAUGGCAAAGAGGGCAAGCUGCUCUGCUGCCUUGGCGAGGGAGCCUCUGAGCCUGGCGUGAGUUUCACAGAGGCUCUGCACCGCCCCUACGGUUGCGAUGUUGAACCCCAGGCACUGAAUGAAGCCAUCAGAUGGAGCUCCAAGGAGAACCUGCUUGGAGCCACCGAGAGCGAUCCCAAUCUCUUUGUUGCACUUUACGAUUUUGUAGCAAGUGGUGACAACACACUCAGCAUCACCAAAGGUGAGAAGUUGCGAGUCCUGGGUUAUAACCAGAAUGGUGAAUGGAGUGAAGUACGUUCAAAGAAUGGGCAGGGCUGGGUACCAAGCAACUACAUCACACCAGUGAACAGCCUGGAAAAGCAUUCAUGGUACCAUGGGCCAGUGUCACGGAGUGCAGCCGAGUACCUGCUAAGCAGUCUCAUCAACGGCAGCUUCCUGGUUCGUGAAAGCGAGAGCAGCCCAGGGCAGUUAUCCAUCUCGCUCAGGUACGAAGGACGUGUUUACCACUACAGGAUCAAUACCACCUCAGAUGGAAAGGUGUAUGUGACAGCAGAAAGCCGUUUCAGCACACUGGCAGAGCUAGUGCACCAUCACUCAACAGUAGCAGAUGGACUGGUGACAACUUUGCAUUACCCGGCACCCAAGUGCAAUAAGCCCACUGUCUAUGGAGUGUCUCCCAUCCACGACAAGUGGGAGAUGGAGCGGACUGAUAUCACCAUGAAGCACAAACUUGGGGGAGGGCAGUAUGGGGAGGUGUACGUCGGUGUCUGGAAGAAAUACAAUCUCACGGUCGCUGUGAAAACAUUAAAGGAAGAUACCAUGGAGGUGGAAGAGUUUUUGAAAGAAGCUGCUGUGAUGAAGGAGAUCAAGCACCCAAAUCUAGUGCAGUUGUUAGGUGUAUGUACCCUGGAGCCACCCUUUUACAUUGUGACAGAAUACAUGCCCUAUGGGAACCUGCUGGACUAUUUACGGGAGUGCAACCGGGAGGAAGUGACUGCUGUCGUGCUACUCUACAUGGCCACCCAGAUCUCCUCUGCAAUGGAGUACCUGGAGAAGAAGAACUUCAUUCACAGGGACCUGGCAGCACGCAACUGCUUAGUUGGAGAAAAUCAUGUUGUGAAGGUGGCUGACUUUGGCUUAAGUCGACUUAUGACUGGAGAUACCUACACAGCUCAUGCUGGGGCCAAGUUCCCCAUCAAAUGGACUGCUCCAGAGAGCCUGGCCUAUAACACCUUUUCAAUCAAAUCAGAUGUGUGGGCCUUUGGGGUGCUGUUAUGGGAAAUUGCUACCUAUGGGAUGUCACCCUACCCAGGCAUUGACCUCUCUCAGGUGUAUGAUCUGCUGGAAAAGGGCUAUCGGAUGGAACAACCUGAGGGGUGCCCUCCAAAGGUCUAUGAACUGAUGAGAGCAUGUUGGAAGUGGAACCCACCAGACCGACCUUCCUUUGCCGAGACCCAUCAGGCCUUUGAAACCAUGUUCCAUGACUCAAGCAUCUCAGAGGAGGUAGCAGAGGAGCUUGGAAGAACAGCUUCCUCCUCAUCCAUUGUUCCUUACUUGCCCCGGUUACCUAUGCUUCCCUCCAAGAUGAGAACACUGAAGAAACAGGCAGAGAACAAGGAGAAUAUUGAAGGAACACAGGAUACUGCGGAGCACUCGGCUUCCAGCUCAGCACCAGGUUUUAUCAGAAGCACACAGCCAACCAGUGGGUCUCCCGCACUGCCUCGCAAGCAGAGGGACAAGUCACCCAGCAGCCUGCUGGAGGAUGCCAAAGAGACCACUUUCACCAGGGACAGAAAAGGUGGCUUCUUCAGCUCCUUUAUGAAGAAGAGGAAUGCUCCCACGCCUCCCAAGCGCAGCAGUUCCUUCCGGGAGAUGGAGAAUCAGCCCCAUAAGAAAUACGAGCUGACCGGUAACUUUUCCUCUGUUGCUUCUUUGCAGCAUGUGGAUGGGUUCUCUUUUGCUCACACACAGCAGGACACAAGCCUGGCGCCGCCCAAGUGCUAUGGUGGGGCCUUUGUGCAGAGGACCUUCUACAACGACGAUGGCAUUGGUACCAGCAGUGGCGGGGGCGUAAGCACUGGUGGUGGGUGGUCGGGCAUCACUGGUUUCUUUACACCACGCUUGAUUAAAAAGACGCUGGGUUUACGACCAGGAAAAUCCACUGGUAACGAAGAAGCUUCAAAACCUUUUCCAAGGUCAAACUCUACAUCUUCCAUGUCCUCAGGGCUUCCAGAGCAAGAUAGGAUGGCAAUGACCCUUCCCCGAAAUUCCCAGAGGUCAAAAAUUCAGCUGGAACGGACAGUGUCCACCUCCUCUCAGCCUGAUGAGAUCACGGGGAGGGCCAAUGACCUGCUUCCAAAAAGGUUUGAAGAAGGCCCUACUUUGACCAGAGAGAGACCAAAAGCAAAACUCUUGCCGAGGGGUGCCACAGCACUCCCUUUCCGAACCCCCUCUGCACUGGAAGAAAAGGAGGGUCCAGGCCUAGCAGCAGCUGCUAAGGGCAAAGAAAAAAACAGUGGCCCAUGGCAAGGGGCCCUUGAGGAUGGUGAGAGACCAGGGUGGUCAUCUCCGGUGAAGGCUGCAGCAAUACUUCCAACCACUCAUAACCACAAAGUGCCAGUCCUAAUCUCACCCACUCUAAAACACACUCCAGCAGACGUGCAGCUCAUUGGCACAGACUCUCAGGGUAAUAAAUUUAAGCUCUUAUCUGAGCAUCAGGUCACUUCUUCCGGCGACAGGGACCGGCCCAGACGGGUAAAACCAAAGUGUGCUCCACCUCCACCACCAGUGAUGAAGCUCCUACAACAGCCAGCUGCCUGCUCAGAUGCAGCAGAAGAGCUGAGCAACGUGGCGGGAUCGCAGCACGGACUGGAAUCAAGCGAAGGGAGUAAGAAGGCAGCAGCACCUGUUGGUGGAAAAUCUGGGAGGCCAGUGGUGCCUCCACCUCAAGUGCCUCUGUCAUCGUCUUCCACUUCCCCAGUGAAAAUGGCCAAUGGCACGGCUGGCACGAAGGUAGCGCUAAGAAAGACCAAACAGGCAGCUGAGAAAAUCUCCGCAGACAAAAUCAGCAAGGAAGCCCUGUUGGAGUGCGCAGAUCUUCUCUCAAGUGCCAUCACCGAGCCGACACCAAACAGCCAGCUGGUGGACACAGGGCACCAGCUGUUGGAUUACUGCUCAGGCUAUGUGGACUGCAUCCCGCAUACACGCAACAAAUUUGCCUUCCGGGAAGCCGUGAGCAAACUGGAACUCAGCCUGCAGGAACUGCAGGUGUCUUCAGCAGCUGCUAGUGUUCCUGGGGCAAACCCCGUCCUUAAUAACUUAUUGUCAUGCGUCCAAGAAAUCAGCGAUGUGGUGCAAAGGUAGCUACUGUCAAUUGGGGUAAGAGAAAUACACACGGCGCGGGGGGGGGGGGGGCACUUUUUUCUGUACUGAUGCUUUCAAAAGGAAAGACUGAUACUUGAGUAUUGUGAAGUACCUCAGAUCACUGAGUUCUCCUCACGUUUACAGGUUCAUCUCAAAGAAUGGGGAUGGAGAGGGUAGGUUGAAGCUGUAAAGGACGGAACAUCAAGUAUUUGUCCCUACUUAGUCAGUCUGAUCUGCUUGGUAUGGCAAGGGAAGGAAGUUCCUUGCUUCUCCCUUGGAGAGGCAGAAGAAUCGAUGGCAGGUUCUCGCUCUGGGAAGGGUGGUUUAAUGUUUGAUAGCUGGAGUACUGGAGUGGCUGCAGACCGCUCAACUGUACAGAUCCUUCCCAUCUGCACUAACACAUGCUUAGGUCUCCUGACAAGGCAAAGGAAAGGCACUGGGGCUCCGUUGGUACCUACUGCUGAGCAGUCCGAGCUGAAGCAACUCUGAAGGGGGAGGUCGUGUGUGGUUGAGGGAAAGGUCUAAUGCACUGACAGUAUUCGGAGCUGCUGGAGGUGGAUGCACUAGCCCAGAUGGCUUACUUCCACAGCGCUGCUGCUGAUGAAAUGAGAACUGCAAAAUUAGUUAAUAUAUGAAGCUAUCCCUUUUCACUCCCGUCCACCUCAUCCAUCACACGUUCUCAUCUUUGUUGUAUUGGAAGCGUCAGGGAUGCUGGGCAGACUUACCACUGGACUACCCUGUCCCCGCCACACAGCCUUCACUCAGUUGAUACCUAUUUCUAGUGGUCUAGCACAGGUGCUGCUUGAUGGUCUUUUGUGAGUAGUUUGGGGCUCUUGCACAACUUGCCAGUGUUGUUAUUGGGUGGGUGGGUUGUUUUGGCUUUUUUUUUAAGCUCUAGAUUGUUUUUAACUUGUUACCAGGUUGACUCCCCAAUUCACUUUCACCACCUUGAAGACCCAUGGUAGGGAAGGCAGAGCUUCUGCUGCCCUUCGCCGUUCGUUCUCCAAAUUCCUUUGGCAGUCACAGCUCAGCGGGGGCAGCUGGAGAGCCAGAGAGUGCAGCCUUGCCUGCCUGCCCCACGCCCUCACUGCUGCAGGAUUCCCUGGACCAGUCCCUACUGUUGGUGUAACGCUAACACUUCAUACCGAUAGCUUCCUGGGCCACCUUACAGUGCUUACUGGUCUCACAGGCUUUCAGCUUCCCUGCAUAUGAAGGUGACUGGGUACGUCAGCACAUGGGGGAAUCACAGCUGUAGUUGGGGGGUAUUUAUUCCUGUAUUUUUAAGGCUAGGCCAGAAUCUCACGUGGUGGCACAGGGAACAUGCACAUAAACUGUGCACUCCUCCGCCUGAGAUGUGACAACAAAUGUUACGGCUCCGCCUCAAAGAGCUCCCACUAGGUUACGGUCUCUGAUGCCUACUGCCAAUGCUGGAAUGACAGCAGUCAUGUCGUUGUGGCCGUCUUCCUUGGUCCUAGUGCUGUUUGUAGACUGUCGUGGCCUCAAAAAGCUGGACUUCUGCAUAUACGCAGAACUCCUUGAGAUGUAAACGUAUUGGCAAGUAGGAAGACCUCAACUAACUGUUGGCUUGAGAGAGAAAGAAAUCAGGCCUGAUACCUGGCUCCAAAUACGUUACUCUGCAUGCUGCUCACUUCACACCAUUAGUGAUGGUAGAGGACCUGGCUUGCUUUGCACCUUAAAUCUUUGAUUUUUAGCUAAAACACUUUUUCAACUUGUUUUUAACAAGUGUGACUGUGCUGCUUUUAGUUUGAGCGUUUAGCGUUGAGCUGGGGCACAGAUGUGAUUUUUAGGAGAGGGGCACUUCCAUGUCUGUCUAGAACCAUUGCCCGCUGGUGCUUGGGAGUAGGUUGGGCUGUCUCGGUGCACGUCCCUGUCUUUUUUUAUGAACAUAGCGAGACGGUAGCCUGAAAUAUCUUCAGAAAUGGGUUGGCGUGUGGUAAAGAAGGUUGUGUCACGAUGCAUGAAUACUCACCCAGGGAGCAGAAUGUGAUGUAAAUUUGGCCAUGUGAGCUACACUGUCCAAGUAAAUGAGAUGGCGAAGAAAAAAAAGCAACCCCUCCACUCCAAGUGAGAGGCAGUAAAGUGAAUUAAUUAUCCCUACAAGUUGGUUUUACUCCAGUGAGCUGGUUCCUAAGUGGAGGCAAAUGAAAGUACAACACAGGUAACUUAUCCUGAGUAACAUGCUUUUUAAAAGCAGUGCUCAGCUGUGAGGCAGAAUAUCAAACCGUUAUCUUGUAGACUUUGCUGAGGGCUUUGGUGAUUUACCUUAUCUCUUUCAGUCAUCUUU
Cuculus canorus (common cuckoo) is the source of this 5885-nucleotide messenger RNA. RefSeq names its product ABL proto-oncogene 2, non-receptor tyrosine kinase (gene ABL2). NCBI's taxonomy places the organism in Eukaryota, Metazoa, Chordata, Aves, Cuculiformes, Cuculidae. Gene Ontology annotation, molecular function: non-membrane spanning protein tyrosine kinase activity; protein binding; ATP binding. Bases 182 to 3580 code for a protein of 1132 amino acids. The record is from RefSeq and is a predicted model, not a curated record. The transcript has 11 exons. Gene Ontology annotation, biological process: regulation of apoptotic process; protein phosphorylation.